Molecule: messenger RNA, 613 nt
Organism: Phyllostomus discolor (pale spear-nosed bat)
Lineage: Eukaryota; Metazoa; Chordata; Mammalia; Chiroptera; Phyllostomidae
Gene: GNG11
Product: G protein subunit gamma 11
Exons: 3
Coding region: 83-304 (73 amino acids)
Biological process (GO): G protein-coupled receptor signaling pathway
Cellular component (GO): heterotrimeric G-protein complex
Molecular function (GO): G-protein beta-subunit binding
Source: RefSeq, a predicted model, not a curated record
CAGCUCAAGAAAGAAGUGACACUGGAGAGAAUGCUGCCACUCCACUUCCAGAGCUGUCCCUGGGCCCAGGUCUGGGGCGAAGAUGCCGGCCCUGCACAUUGAAGAUUUGCCAGAAAAGGAAAAACUGAAGAUGGAAGUUGAGCAACUUCGCAAAGAAGUGAAGUUGCAGAGACAACAGGUGUCUAAAUGUUCUGAAGAAAUAAAAAACUACAUUGAAGAACGUUCUGGAGAGGAUCCUCUGGUGAAAGGAAUUCCAGAAGACAAGAACCCCUUUAAAGAAAAAGGCAGCUGCAUUAUUUCAUAAAUAACUCUGGGGAGAAACCUUAUCCUCAGUGGAAGAACUAGCUUGUUUUAGUUUUCCGAAAUAAAACCGACAUGCUUUUUAAAGAAGGAAAAGCUAAAUUUAAAGCGGACUUUCUCAAGCACUUAUAUAGAUAUGGUUUCAUAUUGUAUAAAAUCUAUAUGCUUCUCAUCUUUGCUCACUAUCCACCCUUUUUAAGAGGGCAGAGAGCAUCAAAUGUACAAUAAUGGAAAUAAGGACAUUACUUGUGCAUGACUCACUUCUUUUAGUAUAUUGCUUGAUGCCUCAAAUAAAGUUUUAUCUCUGGAAAAU